AUGCCCUCGACGACAGCGUCCAACCCGACGCCCGUGGAAAAGUCGCGGCUGCUGCGCUUCACGGGGCACAGCUACUUUCGGCAGCGCCUGGUCCUCUCGCUCCUCUCGGGCCGGCCCGUCCGCAUCGAUUCGAUCCGCUCCGACGCCUCCUCGCCCGGUCUCUGCGACUUUGAGGCGUCGUUCCUGCGUCUCAUCGAAAAGGUCACCAACGGCAGCCACGUCGAGAUCAGCUACACGGGUACCAGCGUGCUGUUGCGGCCUGGCGUCAUUGCCGGUGGCAACGUGAGCCACGACUGCCCCACGUCUCGCAGCGUCGGCUACUUUGCAGAGUGGAUCAUGGUCCUCGCCCCCUUUGCCAAGAAGGAGCUCAGCCUCACCUUGCGCGGCCUCACGGCUCGACAGGGCGACCUCGGCGUCGACACGUUGAGGACCGUGACGCUGCCCCACCUCUCCCUCUUUCUGCCCCUCGAUACCCUCUCGACCCUCUCGUCUGCCCUCGAGCUGCGCAUCCUCAAGCGCGGUUCCCCGCCGCUCGGAGGGGGAGAGAUCCACCUGCGCUGCCCGACGCUCGCCCACCUCUCGACGCUCAACUUUAUCGCACCGGGCCGCAUCAAAAAGAUCCGUGGCAUCGCCAACGCCACGCGCGUCUCGCCGCAGAUGGCCAACCGGAUGAUUGACCACGCCCGCUCCAUCCUGCAGCGCUACAUCCCCGACCUCUACCUCUUUGCCGACGUCUACCGCGGCGACGACUCGGGCAAGUCGCCCGGGUUCGGCCUCUCGCUCGUCGCGAGCAGCACGACGGGCGCCAUCUACUCGUCCGAGGCCAUCAGCCGGCCUUCGAACCAGGAGACGGGCGAAGAGGCCCUGACGCCCGAAGACGUGGCCGCCCUCGCGGCGCGGCAACUGCUCGAGGAGGUCGCAAAGAGGGGAUGCAUCGACCCGGCACACCAGCCCAUGGUCCUCACGCUCAUGGCCCUGGGACCGCAGGACGUGGCCAGGUGCAGGAUGGGUAAGCUCACGCCCAACGCCAUCCAGACGAUGCGAGACAUCAAGGAGGGUCUCGGCGUCACGUUCAAGGUCAAGCGGGUGCAGGACGAGGACCAGACCAGCGCACAGCAGGAUGACGACGACGACGAGGAGGAGGAGGAUGAAGACGAGGCGGACAACCACCCGAAGCGGAUCGUACCGGAGGAGAUCAUGGUCAGCUGCGUCGGCAUCAACUUCCGCGGCUUCAAGAAGGUGGCAUGA
This is a messenger RNA of Pseudozyma flocculosa PF-1, 1248 nucleotides long. RefSeq lists its product as uncharacterized. Bases 1 to 1248 code for a protein of 415 amino acids. The record is from RefSeq and is a predicted model, not a curated record. Lineage: Eukaryota; Fungi; Basidiomycota; Ustilaginomycetes; Ustilaginales; Ustilaginaceae. The transcript has a single exon. Gene Ontology annotation, biological process: endonucleolytic cleavage of tricistronic rRNA transcript (SSU-rRNA, 5.8S rRNA, LSU-rRNA); ribosome biogenesis. Gene Ontology annotation, cellular component: nucleolus. Gene Ontology annotation, molecular function: RNA endonuclease activity.